GUCGUUUGUUUCUAUGCCUCGUUCCCCCGGUCCGCCAACUGUCAAUCAGUUCCAAUAUGAACGACUUGUUAAUGCACCAAAGCAGCUGAAGGGACGCGAAUAGCAUAAGAAAAGACCGCAGGUUGGCUGCGUUUGCAGCCAGGAGAGAGAGGGAAAGAUGCCUCCUCCACCUUUUACCUUAGAAGCUCAGCUGAGAUUCCAUGACAAAUGGCUGAAGAUAGACUUACAGCGGGCAUUCUCUCCAGAGGGGUUGAGUGAGAUGUGGAAUGAAAUGGUCAAGGAUGAGGAGAUUACAUUCAACAGAGAAGAAUCAGCUCACCCAGAAGACUGCACUGAUUGCUUUGGGUCACAGAAAAAGGAUGAGUCCAAUGAUAAAGAAAAGAAAGAAGAAGAGGACACGUCAACAUCUGUCCAUCACUCCAUCAUUGAGACCUGGGACUGGGGGAGGCAGCCUGAUGAGAAUGAACUGAAGGACUGCUUGAUGGUCCUGGUUGAUGACCAGCAAAAGCUCGCAGCCCAGAUGGCCAAGAGCACCCUGUCCGCCCAGCGCCUUCGCCAGCGCCUUGUCAUCCUGGAGCGUUAUCUUAUCUCCCUCAGCCACAGCCUGAUGGAGGAGAAGUAUAAGGUCCGCUGGAAAAGCCUCCCCAGCCCACCUCUGCCUGCUGCUGACAACAAGAGCCAACGUCCAGUCAGUAAAGGUGUUGAGGGCUUGGCCAGGGUGGGCUCCAGAGCAGCUCUCUCUUUCGCCUUUGCUUUCCUACGCAGAGCCUGGAGGUCAGGUGACGAUGCAGAUCUUUGCAGUGAGCUGCUCCAGGAGUCUCUGGAUGCCUUGCGUGCUCUACCAGAGGCCACGUUGUUUGAUGAGGGAACCGUGUCAUCGGUGUGGCUGGAGGUUGUUGAGAGGGCUACUAAGUUCCUCAGUGAUGUACAUGGAAGUGGCAGCUCCAAAGGCAACAUUCCUCUACAGGACCAGCAUCUAGCCCUUGCCAUUCUGCUAGAGCUGGCAGUGCAGAGGGGUACUCUAAGUCAACUUCUGUCAGCUGUGCUGCUCUUGCUGCGCCUGUGGGACAGUGGCACCAGAGAGAUGGACAACGAGCGCUCCACUCAGGGAACCAGUGCUCCCCUCCUGCCCCUCCUGCAGCGCUUUCAUAAUAUUCAUAGUAGCAAGGAGGAGCCCAUUCCCGAAGAAGAAGCUGAGAUUCUCAUGUCCCCUCUGAGUCCAAAUGAGAGUUUCCUGCGCUACUUAACCUUGCCACAGGAUAAUGACCUGGCCAUUGACCUGCGACAGACCGCUGUGGUGAUCAUGGCCCACCUGGAUCGCUUGGCCUCUCCCUGCAGCCCUCCACAGUGCAGUUCCCCCACCUCACACAAGGGAACUCUGCAGGAGGUGAUUGCGUGGGGUCUGCUUGGCUGGAAGCUGUAUGCCAAUGUCAAUGGACCCAUCCAGUGCAAGGCCCUAUCUAGUCUCGGUGUCACACAAAUUGUUUGUUCAGAGAAGGGAUUUCUCAUUCUUUCCAGCAGUGGUGCUGUUUAUACUCAGAACUACAAGAGUACUACUCUGGCUCCAAUGUUGGUCCAUGCUCUGAGCUCUAGAAAGAUUGUGAAGUUGGCAGCUCAUCCAGAUGGGCAGCACUACUUAGCCCUUUCAUCCAAUGGGGAGGUGUUUUCCUGGGGCUGUGGUGAUGGUGGCCGCCUUGGACAUGGAGACACCACGUAUCUAGAGGAACCUGCCAUGAUAACAGCCUUCAAUGGUAAGCAGAUGGGGAAGCAUGUGGUGCACAUUGCGUGUGGGAGCACCUACAGCGCUGCCAUCACGGCUGAUGGAGAACUCUACACCUGGGGAAGAGGGAAUUAUGGUCGACUGGGCCAUGGCUCAAGUGAGGACCAGACCACACCCAUGCUGGUGACAGCGCUGAAAGGACUAAAGGUGCAGGACGUUGCCUGUGGAAGUGGUGAUGCGCAAACACUUGCGGUGACUGAGAACGGUCAGGUGUGGUCCUGGGGGGACGGAGACUACGGUAAACUGGGCCGAGGUGGCAGCGAUGGCUGCAAGACACCCAAGCUGGUGGAAAAACUUCAGGACCUAGACAUAGUGAAGGUGUGCUGUGGCAGUCAGUUCUCAGUAGCCCUCACCAAGGAUGGCCAGGUGUACACAUGGGGGAAGGGAGAUAACCAGCGACUUGGUCAUGGCACUGAUGAGCAUGUCCGCUACCCCAAGUUGCUUGACAGCCUACAGGGGAAGAAAGUUAUGGACAUCGCUGUAGGUUCCACACACUGCCUUGUUCUUACUGAUGAUGGAGAGGUACACAGCUGGGGCAGCAAUGAUAAGCUACAACAUUUUGAUACACUGUUCUCCAAUAAGAAGCAGCCCAAAGCACUGCCAGAGCUCAACUCCAAACACAUAGUUGGCAUCUCCUGUGGCCCAGGACAGAGCUUUGCCUGGUCCUCAUGCUCAGAGUGGUCCGUGGGUCAACGUGUCCCUUUUGUGGUGGAUGUGUGUCCCAUGACAUUUGAGCAGUUAGACCUGCUCUUGCGUCAGGUCAGCGAAGGCAUGGAUGGCAGCUCAGACUGGCCUCCCCCACAGGAGAAGGAAUGUAUGAUAGUGGCCACUCUCAACCUACUUCGGCUUCAGCUCCAUGCAGCCAUCAGUAACCAGGUGGAUCCAGAGGAACUGGGCUUGGGCCUUGGCAGUUUACUGCUUAACAACCUGAAACAGACUGUGGUUAUGCUGGCUAGCAAUGCCGGGGUGUUAAACACUGUGCAAGCAGCUGCCCAGGCUGUCCUCCAAAGUGGCUGGUCAGUCCUACUGCCCACUGCUGAGGAGAGGGCCAGGGCACUAUCCUCACUCCUGCCUAACACAGCAUCAGGAAAUGAGAUGAGUGUCAGCCCUGGGCGCCGCUUCAUGAUCGACCUGUUGGUCAGCAGCCUGAUGGCUGAUGGGGGGUUAGAGUCAGCUCUGAAUGCAGCCAUCACUGCGGAGAUCCAGGAUAUUGAGGCCAAGAAAGAGGCUCAAAAAGAGAAGGAGAUAGAUGAACAAGAGGCCAACGCCUCCACCAUGCACCGCUGUCGCACCAUGCUGGACAAAGACCUUAUCAAUACUGGAAUUUAUGAGUCUGCCGGGAAACAAAGCCUGCCACUAGUUCAGCUUGUGCAACAACUAUUGAGGAACAUUGCCUCCCAGACCAUCGCGAGGCUGAAGGAUGUCGCUCGGCGGAUCUCUAACUGUUUAGACGCAGAGCAGGUCAGUAAGGAGCGCUCUGCCUCCUUGGAUCUGCUGCUGCGCUUCCAGCGGCUGCUGGUCAGCAAGCUCUACUUGGGUGUCAAUGGUACAGAGAACGUCAAUGGUUACAGCCCCGAGCUCCUGGGUGUAGGGUCCCUGCUGAAGAAAUACAUUGCCCUGCUAUGUACCCACAUUGGGGACAUCCUCCCUGUGGCAACUAGUAUUGCCCUUACUGGCCACCGUCACUUUGCUGAAGUCUCUCGUGUUAUUGAGGGAGAUUUAACAGGUGUGCUCCUGCCUGAGUUGGUGGUGUCCAUUGUCCUCCUGCUCACCAUUGAUGCGGGUCUUAUGCAGGAGACGGGCUCCAUCCCUCUCCUGGCUGGACUCUUGGAACACCUUGAUCGAUUCAACCACUUGGCCCCAGGACAUGACCGAGAUGAUAAUGAAGACCUGGCCUGGCCGGGAAUUAUGGGUUCGUUCUUUUCAGGGCAGAGUUCCAAGAACAAUGAGGAGGUGUCCCUCAUCCGCAAGGCUGACCUAGAGAAUCACAACAAAGAUGGGGGUUUCUGGACAGUCAUUGAUGGAAAGGUCUAUGAUAUCAAAGACUUCCAGGCUCAGUCCCAGUCACUAACAGGAAACAGCAUCCUGGCCCAAUUUGCAGGGGAGGACCCUGUUGUUGCUUUGGAAGCUGCCUUGCAGUUUGAGGACACCAGGGAGUCCAUGCAGGCCUUUUGUGUUGGCCAGUAUAUGGAGCCCAACCAGGAGACAGUGACCACCCCAGACCUCAGCAGUCUUUCCUCCCCACUCAUUGACACAGAGAGGAACCUGGGGCUGCUGCUGGGGCUGCAUGCGUCCUACCUGGCAUUGAGCACCCCUCUGUCACCUAUGGAGAUAGAAUGUGCCAAAUGGCUCCAGUCCUCCAUAUUCUCUGGAGGCUUGCAGACCAGUCAGAUCCACUAUAACUAUAAUGAAGAGAAGGAUGAGGACCACUGCAGCUCCCCAGGUACAACCACUCCAGAUAAGGCCAAGCUGUACUCCCGCAGGAUAACCCUCAGCGACCAUGCACAGCCUUUCUUGCAGGCAAUUGCUGACAACAACACUCAGGACCACACUGUGAAGGAUUUCUUGUGCCAAAUAGAGCGUUGUUGCAAGCAGUACCACCUUAUUACGCCCAUCACCUUCCCCCCAGAGCACCCUGUAGAGGAAGUUGGCCGCUUGCUGCUCUGCUGCCUGCUCAAACAUCAAGACCUCGGCCACAUCGCUCUCUCACUUGUCAACCAGUGUGCCUUGAGGGUGGACCAAGGGAAGCAGCGGUCACUCCCCAAAUCUGUGAUUGAUGUGUGCCGCAUGGUGUAUCAGGCAAAGUGCUCUUUAAUCAAGACCCAUCAGGAACAAGGCCGCUCUUAUAAGGAGGUGUGCGCUCCAGUCAUUGAGCGGCUUCGCUUCCUCUUCAACGAACUGCGUCCAGCUGUAAGCAAUGACCUGUCUAUAGUGUCCAAACUGAAACUUCUCAGCUCUCAGCCACGCUGGAAAAGGAUUACCCAGAAAUUAAUCAGGGACCGCAGGAAAAAAAGAGUGCCUAAGAAAUCAGAGUCUGCUGAUGAAGAAGAGCCAAAGCUCGAGAAUGAAGGGACCAAUGAAGAGGAACUUAAUGUUACCAUCAGCCCUGCACCUGCUGAUAGAAAAUCACCCACUAGCAAGACACCCAAGGACAAGUGGCAACCGCUUCUGAACACAGUGGCCAAUGUGCAGAAAUACAGGUGGCUUAAGCACAGUGUUCAGGGGGCCUACUGUCAGUCUAGCCUUAUGGCUACCAUAGUGGAGUUUGCUCUGAAAGAAGAACCUCUAGACGUGGAAAAGAUGAGGAAGUGUCUUCUAAAACAGCUGGAGAGGGCUGAGGUGAGGCUAGAAGGCAUUGACACCAUGUUGAAGCUGGCCUCAAAAAGCUUCCUCCUCCCGUCUGUGCAGUAUGCAAUGCUCUGUGGCUGGCAGAGGGUUAUACCAGAAGGGACCAACAUUGGAGAGCCCCUGUCUGACUGCCUGAAGGAUGUGGACCUGAUACCCCCAUUUAACCGCAUGCUGCUGGAGGUGACCUUUGGCAAGCUUUAUUCCUGGGCCAUUCAGAACGUCCGCAACAUCCUGCUUGAGGCCAGUGUCCGGUUUAAGGAACUGGGUGUGCAGCCUGUUCCCCUGCAAACCAUCACUAACGAGAACCCAGCGGGACCAAGCCUCGGCACCAUUCCACAAGCCCGCUUCCUCCUUGCCAUGAUACAUAUGCUCUCCCUGAAGCACGGGGCCAACAGCCUCAGUCUGCUACUGAACUCUGGCAUGCUGGCCCUUACACAGAGCAUCCUGAGGCUCAUUGGUCCAAGCGCAGACAGCAAUGAGGAGGACCUGAGUUUAUGUGCACAUGGAGGCUCAGCAACAGUACUGGAAGAGUCCAGGAAAGAGGCUGCCCCCACCCCGCUGCCUGCCUCAGGCCCAGAGCUGGCUUCCAUGAUGAAAAUAGGUACCAGAGUCAUGCGGGGACUGGACUGGAAAUGGGGAGAUCAGGAUGGUCCGGCUCCUGGUCUGGGACGAGUCAUCGGGGAGCUGGGCGAGGAUGGCUGGAUCAGAGUCCAGUGGGAUACAAGCAGCACCAACUCCUAUAGGAUGGGCAAGGAGGGCAAGUAUGACCUGAAAUUAGCUGAGCCACCACCUACUACCCAGCCUGCCACUGAGGACUCUGACACAGAGGAUGAUAUAGAAGGUGAGCCGGUGGAGAAGAGCAGCCACCCUACAGCAAUGAUGCUGACCAGCACAGUAAACCUGCUGAAGACUCUAUCUCUAUCAGCUGGGAUCUAUGCAGAGGUGUUGCAGACAGAUGCGACACGGACCCUCUGUGGGCUGCUGAGGAUGCUAGUGGAGAGUGGAGCCAAUGACAAGUCAGGCUGUACCUCAAAUAGGCUGGUGUCUCGGGAGCAGCACAGGAGCUGGUGCACAUUGGGCUUCAUCCGCAGCAUUGCGCUCAUGCCCCAAAUGUGCAGCACCCUCAGCUCCUCUGCAUGGAUUAGCUUGCUCAUCCGGAUCGUGGAAGGACACCAGUCCUUCAAUGCUAUCACUCUGCAGAGACAGAUCCUAGCGCUGCGUCUUCUGCAGGCAGUGUUGCCAUCAUGGGACAAGAUGGAGCGCUCUCAGGACAUGAAAUUCCUCGUCGAGAAGUUGUUUGGCUUCCUGGGCAGCCUGUUGAGCACCUGUUCCUCGGAUCUGCCACUUCUCAGAGAGGGCUCCAUGCGACGGAGGAAGUCCCGCCCUCAGGCGUCCCUCACUGCCACUCACAGCAGUACAUUGGCUGAAGAGAUUGUUGCUGUCCUGCGCACUUUACACUCUCUAGGUCAAUGGAAUGGCCUGAUAAAUGAAUACAUUAACAUUCAGCUCAGUUCCAUUGGAGACGUCAUGGCAGGCCGCCAGUCUGAAGCAGCAUACCUGGAAGAGUACUUUCCUGACCCAGAGGGCUCUAGAGUGGGCAGUUUGAUGGCUGUGCUGGCAGUGAUUGGAGGAAUUGAUGGGCGUCUCAGACUAGGCGGCCAGGUGGUUCAUGAGGAGUAUGGAGAGGGAACAGUCACCCACAUUACCCCAAAAGGACGCAUCACUGUCCAGUUUCAUGAGAUGAGGACAUGUAGGGUUUGCUUACUCAGCCAACUCAAACCGCUGCCAGUAGUGUCCUUCGGUGUGCAGAACUUGCCCUUCACAGAGCCCAUGCUAGCAGUGUGGGCCCAGCUGGUCAAUCUAGCAGGCAGCAAGCUAGAGAAACAGCGCAUGAAGAAGUCCCUCAGCAGAGGACUUACAGCUGACCAGGUGGACAUUCAUUUGCUGCGGUGCCAGCAGCUGAGGCUGUAUAUUUUAAAGGCAGCACGGGCCCUGCUCUCUCACCAGGACAAACUCAGGCAGAUCCUCUCCCAACCCGCAGUUGUGGACAUAGGACCCAACCCCAGUGAGGACCCAGUGGUGUCAUCGCCUGAUGCGGGUGACUUGUCUCCUGAGGGGCCACUCCCUCCACUGAUCCUGUUACAGCAGCUGCUGGCCGCUGCUACCCAGCCUUCUCCAAUCAAGGCCAUAUUUGACAGGCAGGAGCUGGAGGCUGCAGCUCUGGCAGUUUGUCAGUACCUGGCUGUAGAAUCCACCCACCCCUCUUCACCACUGUUUGAGGAGAGCAGCUCCAGUGAGGCCACCACUCCUGUCACAGUGCAGCAUGUCAGACCACCCAAACAGAAGAAACAGAAGGCUUCUCCUACCCCUCCACUACCCAUAGUUCUUCAACUAAUGGAGAUGGGUUUCCCAAGGAAAAACAUUGAGUUUGCCCUGAAGUCACUAUCUGGAACUACUGGCAGUGCCUCUGGUGUCCCAGGUGUGGAGGCUCUAGUCGGCUGGCUCCUGGACCAUCCUGAUGUUCACAUCACUGAGCUGUCAGAUGCAGACACUGUGUCAGAUGAAUACUCUGAUGAGGAGGUGCUGGAGGAGCUAGAGGAGACAGAGCCUGCCUUCCCCGUGCCUCCGGGAGCAGUGGUCACCGAGAGCCAAACAUUUAAGAAAAGAUCAGAUUUCCAAAGCAAUGAUGAUUACGCAGUGUAUGUGAGAGAGAACAUUCAGGUGGGGAUGAUGGUAAAGUGCUGUAGAACGUAUGAGGAAGUGUAUGAGGGGGACGUCGGGAGAGUGAUCAAGCUGGAUCGAGAUGGACUUCAUGAUUUGAAUGUGCAGUGUGACUGGCAACAGAAAGGAGGGACGUACUGGGUCCGCUACAUCCACAAUGAGCUCCUUGGAUUCCCACCGCAGAGUUCUCCAUCCCAUAUAAAAAUUGGUGACAAAGUCAGGGUGAAACCAACAGUCACCACACCUAAGUACAAGUGGGGCUCUGUCACUCACAGGAGUGUUGGAGUUGUGAAAGCUUUCAGUGCCAAUGGAAAGGAUGUUAUUGUGGACUUCCCUCAGCAGUCUCACUGGACUGGCCUGCUGUCUGAGAUGGAGCUGGUGCCCAGUGUUCACCCUGGAGUGAGGUGUGACGGCUGUCAGAUGUUCCCCAUCAAUGGUCCCAGGUUCAAGUGCAGGAACUGCGAUGACUUUGACUUCUGUGAAAACUGCUUCAAGACCCGCAAGCACAACACCAGGCAUUGUUUUGGCAGAAUCAACGAGCCUGGCCAGUCUCCAGCAUUCUGUGGGCGUUCAGGAAAGCAGCUGAAGAAGCAUCACAGCAGCCAGCGCGGAAUGCUGAUUGAUGAAUGGUCUCGUGCUGUCAAGAGCCUCAAUGUCUCAUCCUCCAUUAACCAGGUCUCACGCCUCAUUGACUGCAGCGAUCAGUGCUGGCAGUCCUCUGGCUCCCAGGGAAAGCAUUGGAUUCGUCUGGAGUUAUUCCCAGAUGUUCUGGUCCACAGGCUGAAAAUGAUUGUGGACCCAGCAGACAGCAGUUACAUGCCCUCUCUGGUAGUUGUGUCAGGUGGCAGCUCUCUGAACAACUUGAUUGAGUUGAAGACAAUCAAUAUUAAUCCUACCGACACCACUGUUCCUCUACUUAGUGACUGCACUGAGUAUCACAGAUACAUUGAGAUUGCCAUCAAGCAAUGCCGCAGCUCUGGUAUAGACUGCAAAAUUCAUGGCCUUGGCAUUGUUGGGAGAAUCAGAGCAGAAGAUGAAGACUUGGCCACAGUCCCCUUCCUUGCAUCUGACAAUGAAGAAGAGGAUGAUGAUAAAACUGCCUCCGGGAGUCUUGCCCGUAAGAAAUCAUCAGGAUUGGAGUCAGCAGCCACCAUCAGGACCAAAGUGUUUGUUUGGGGACUAAAUGACAAGGACCAGCUGGGAGGACUCAAGGGAUCAAAGAUCAAGGUGCCAUCCUUUUCUGAAACCCUUUCUGCUCUCAAUGUGGUACAAGUGGCUGGAGGGUCGAAGAGCCUCUUUGCAGUGACAGUGGAAGGGAAGGUGUACGCAUGCGGAGAGGCUACAAAUGGCAGGUUGGGCCUAGGUUUGUCUAGUGGGACCAUCCCCAUUCCCCGCCAGAUCACCGCUCUCAGCAACUAUGUGGUGAAGAAGGUUGCUGUGCACUCUGGGGGGCGUCAUGCCAUGGCCCUGACAGUGGAUGGAAAGGUCUUCUCUUGGGGUGAAGGAGACGAUGGCAAACUGGGACACUUCAGCAGAAUGAACUGUGACAAGCCUCGAUUGAUUGAGGCACUGAAGACCAAGCGCAUUCGGGACAUUGCCUGUGGCAGCUCUCAUAGUGCAGCCAUUACUUCCAGUGGGGAGCUGUAUAGCUGGGGUUUGGGAGAGUAUGGACGCCUCGGACAUGGGGAUAACACUACUCAGCUCAGGCCCAAACUGGUGAAGGUGCUUCUGGGACACCGUGUUAUUCAGGUGGCUUGUGGAAGCAGGGAUGCUCAAACUCUAGCCCUCACUGAUGAAGGCUUGGUGUUCUCUUGGGGGGAUGGGGAUUUUGGUAAACUGGGCCGUGGGGGCAGUGAGGGCUGCAACAUCCCCCAGAAUAUUGAACGGCUCAAUGGACAGGGCGUCUGCCAAAUUGAGUGUGGAGCACAGUUCUCUUUGGCUCUCACCAAGUCAGGAGUAGUAUGGACCUGGGGCAAAGGGGACUACUUCCGACUGGGCCAUGGCACUGAUGUCCACGUGCGUAAGCCCCAGAUGGUAGAGGGACUGAGAGGAAAAAAGAUUGUCCACGUGGCUGUUGGAGCACUGCACUGUCUGGCUGUCACUGAAACAGGCCAGGUGUAUGCAUGGGGUGAUAAUGACCAUGGACAGCAGGGAAAUGGUACUACCACAGUGAAUAGGAAGCCCACGCUGGUGCAGGGUCUGGAGGGCCAGAAGAUCACUCGUGUGGCUUGUGGCUCAUCCCACAGCGUGGCUUGGACCACCGUAGACGUGACCACACCCUCAGUUCACGAGCCUGUCCUCUUUCAAACAGCCAGGGACUCCCUUGGUGCCUCCUACUUAGGUGUCCAGUCAGACAGUGAUUCAUCUGCUAUCAGCAACAAAAUGAGUGGGCAGAGCAGUGUGAAGCCUAAUCGACCCUCUUUGGCUAAGAUCCUUCUGUCUCUGGAUGGUAAUCUGGCCAAACAACAGGCCCUGUCUCAUGUGCUUUCUGCCUUGCAGAUCAUGUAUGCUAGGGAUUCAGUAGUAGAUGCUCUGAUGCCUGCCUGUAUGAUGUUGCCAGUGGAGUGUCCAUCUAGCUCCCCAGUCCCUCCAUCUGACUCGUCCUCUUCGUCAUGUAUGAGCGAUGAAGAGGGGCCACCUGUCCACCCUGAAACUGAGGAGCGCAUCAGCCCUAACCUCUGGCAAGACAAGAAGGGAGAGGUUCCUUCCUCAGAAGAUGCCAUCACCCCAUCGUCAGCCGUGACUCCAUCGGCCUCCGGUGCAUCCUCACGUCCCUUCAUCCCUGUCACUGAUGACCCUGGAGCAGCCAGCAUCAUUGCUGAGACCAUGACCAAGACAAAAGAGGACUCUGAAAGUCAGAGUAAAGUAGUGGGUCCAGAACCUCAGUACCUGGAUGAGUUCACCUGCCUGCUGGUGCCUGAUGACACACGCGUGAUGGUGGACUUGCUCAAGCUGGCAGUGUCUCAGCGCUCUGGGGAGAAGGGCAAGGAGGUUCUCUCUGCUGUGCUUUCUGGCAUGGGUACAGCUUAUCCACAGGUUGCGGACAUGCUCUUAGAAUUGUGUGUGACUGAGUUGGAGGAUGUGGCCACAGACUCUCAAAGUGGCCGUCUGUCGUCCCAGCCAGUGGUGGUGGAGAGCAGCCACCCAUACACAGAUGACACCUCCACCAGCGGCACUGUGAAAAUCCCAGGUGCUGAGGGCCUGAGGGUUGAGUUUGACAGGCAGUGUUCCACUGAAAGACGCCAUGACCCACUAACAAUCAUGGAUGGAGCCAAUAGGAUUGUAUCUGUUCGCUCAGGGCGGGAAUGGUCUGAUUGGUCUAGUGAACUGAGGAUCCCUGGGGAUGAACUCAAGUGGAAGUUCACCAGUGAUGGCUCAGUCAACGGCUGGGGCUGGCGCUUCACUGUUUACCCCAUCAUGCCUGCUGCUGGUCCCAAAGACUUGCUGUCUGAUCGCUGUAUCCUCUCCUGCCCCUCCAUGGACCUGGUCACUUGUUUGCUCGACUUCAGGCUCAACUUUGCCUCUAACAGGAGCAUAGUACCCCGGUUAGCUGCUUCACUGGCAGCUUGUGCCCAGCUUAGCGCCUUGGCUGCUGGGCAUAGGAUGUGGGCCUUGCAGAGACUGCGCAAGCUACUUACCACCGAGUACGGCCAGUCCAUUAACAUAAACAGGCUGCUGGGUGAGAGUGAAGGCGAGGCUCGCUCUAUGAGUUUCACUGGCAGUGCACUGGCCGCCCUGGUGAAGGGGCUUCCUGAGGCCCUGCAGAGGCAGUAUGAAUAUGAGGACCCAAUCGUCAGGGGAGGGAAGCAGUUGCUCCACAGCCCAUUUUUCAAGGUGUUGGUUGCUCUUGCCUGCGACCUUGAGCUGGACACCUUACCCUGCUGUGCAGAGACCCAUAAGUGGGCAUGGUUCCGCAGAUAUUGCACUGCCUCCAGAGUGGCUGUAGCUUUGGACAAGAGGACUCCACUACCCAGACCUUUCCUGGAUGAGGUGACCAAGAAAAUCCGUGAGCUUAUGGCUGAUCAUGAGAGCAUGAAUGGGCUCCACGAAAGUCAUGACUUAUUCAAGCGUGAGCAUGAUGAGCAGCUGGUACAGUGGAUGAACCGGCGACCAGACGACUGGACCCUCUCUGCUGGAGGGAGUGGAACCAUCUACGGCUGGGGCCACAACCACAGAGGUCAGCUAGGGGGCAUUGAGGGGGCAAAAGUCAAAGUGCCCACUCCUACUGAAGCCCUAGCUACAUUGCGCCCUGUCCAGCUCAUCGGGGGAGAGCAGACUCUUUUUGCUGUCACUGCUGAUGGAAAGCUGUAUGCAACAGGAUAUGGAGCUGGGGGUAGGCUGGGUAUUGGUGGCACUGAGUCUGUGUCCACUCCCACCCUGUUGGAGUCCAUCCAACAUGUCUUCAUCCGGAAAGUAGCUGUUAACUCUGGAGGAAAGCACUGCCUUGCUCUGUCUUCUGAAGGCGAGGUUUAUUCUUGGGGAGAGGCUGAGGAUGGAAAGCUGGGACAUGGAAACAGGAGCCCUUGUGACCGUCCUCGUGUGAUUGAGUCCCUGAGGGGGGUAGAAGUGGUGGACAUUGCAGCUGGAGGGGCACACAGUGCCUGUAUCACAGCCAGUGGAGAACUCUACACUUGGGGCAAAGGUCGCUAUGGCCGACUUGGCCAUGGAGACAGCGAGGACCAGCUCAAACCCAAACUGGUGGAUGCACUGCAGGGUCACAGGGUUAUUGAUGUAGCCUGUGGCAGUGGAGAUGCCCAGACUCUGUGUCUAACGGACGAUGACAUGGUUUGGUCAUGGGGAGAUGGAGAUUAUGGCAAACUGGGCCGUGGAGGGAGUGAUGGUUGCAAAGUGCCCAUGAAGAUUGAUUCUCUGACUGGCCUGGGAGUGGUCAAAGUGGAGUGUGGCUCACAAUUCUCUGUAGCCCUCACCAAGUCUGGAGCAGUGUAUACAUGGGGUAAAGGAGACUACCAUCGACUGGGUCAUGGUUCUGAUGACCAUGUUCGUAGGCCCCGACAGGUCCAGGGCCUUCAAGGGAAAAAGGUCAUUGCCAUUGCUACUGGAUCACUCCACUGUGUGUGCUGCACAGAGGAUGGAGAAGUGUACACAUGGGGUGACAAUGAUGAGGGCCAACUUGGUGAUGGAACAACAAAUGCCAUCCAGAGGCCACGGCUUGUGGCCGCACUGCAGGGCAAAAAGAUUAACAGGGUUGCCUGUGGUUCCGCUCACACCCUCGCCUGGUCUACAAGCAAGCCCACCAAUGCCGGCAAACUGCCAGCGCAGGUUCCCAUGGAGUACAACCACCUUCAGGAGAUCACCAUCAUGGCCCUGAGGAACAGGCUGUUGCUGCUGCACCACAUCUCUGAGCUCUUCUGCCCCUGCAUCCCCAUGUUUGACCUGGAGGGUCGGCUGGGACAGACAGGCCAUGGUCCCUCAGUGGGCUUUGACACACUCAGGGGCAUCCUCAUUUCUCAGGGCAAGGAAGCUGCUUUUCGGAAGGUGGUUCAGGCCACAAUGGUGAGGGACAGACAGCAUGGACCUGUAGUAGAGCUCAAUAGGAUACAGGUGAAGCGCUCUCGUAGCAAAGGCGGCCUGGCAGGCCCUGAUGGAACAAAGUCUGUAUUUGGUCAGAUGUGUGCCAAGAUGAGUUCUUUCAGCCCAGACAGCCUGCUGCUCCCUCAUCGCGUCUGGAAGGUCAAAUUUGUGGGGGAGUCUGUAGAUGACUGUGGCGGAGGCUACAGCGAGUCCAUUGCCGAAAUGUGCGAGGAACUGCAGAAUGGCCUGACGCCACUCCUCAUUGUCACCCCCAACGGCCGCGAUGAGUCGGGUGCCAACAGAGACUGUUUUCUACUCAACCCCGCCGCCAAGUCUCCGCUUCACAUGAACAUGUUCCGUUUCCUAGGAGUGCUUCUGGGCAUUGCCAUCCGUACUGGUAGCCCCCUCAGUCUGAAUCUGGCAGAGCCAGUAUGGAAACAGCUGGCUGGGAUGAACCUGACCAUUGCUGACCUCAGUGAGGUUGAUAAGGAUUUCAUCCCUGGGCUGAUGUACAUCAGGGACAAUGAGGCCACAGCUGAGGAGUUUGAGGCCAUGACACUGCCCUUCACAGUGCCUAAUGCUAGUGGCCAGGACAUCCAACUCAGCUCCAAAUACUCCCACAUUACCCUGGAGAACCGGGCCGAAUAUGUACGCCUAGCAAUAAACUACAGGCUCCAUGAGUUUGACGAGCAGGUGUCUGCAGUGCGGGAGGGAAUGGCUCGCGUGGUGCCUGUUCCUCUGCUCUCCCUCUUCACCGGCUAUGAACUGGAAACCAUGGUCUGUGGAAGCCCUGACAUCCCUCUCCACCUCCUCAAAUCAGUGGCCACUUAUAAAGGAGUGGAGCCCACGGCGCCACUCAUCCAUUGGUUCUGGGAGGUGAUGGAGUCAUUUUCCAACACAGAGAGGUCUCUCUUCCUCAGGUUUGUCUGGGGCCGUACACGUCUGCCCCGGACCAUCGCUGACUUCCGUGGUCGGGAUUUUGUUGUUCAGGUCCUGGAUAAGUAUAACCCCCCAGACCACUUCCUUCCAGAGUCCUACACAUGUUUCUUUCUGCUCAAGCUGCCCAGGUACUCCUGCAAGCAGGUUUUGGAGGAGAAACUUAAGUACGCUAUUCACUUCUGCAAGUCUAUCGAUACAGAUGACUAUGCCCGCAUUGCUCUGUCUGGGGAGCCAGCCGCCGACGACAGCAGUGAAGAUUCUGAUAAUGAGGAUGCAGACUCCUUCGCUUCGGACUCCACCCAGGACUACUUGACAGGACACUGAACUCUGCCCCUUUAAAAUGUUGACUGAAAAAACCUGCGACUGGUUGCAGUGAAGAAGCUGCAAUUUAAAGACUGCGUUAAUCUCACCUAUUAAUACACAUUCACACAUUGCAUUCGUUCUACUAAGACUAAAAACCUAAGUGGGGGGAAAAUGUGCAAUUAGAUUUGAAAGCAUUAUAAGCUGAAGAAAGUUUGAUCUUAUUUAGUUUCUAUAAAAAGGGUGCCGAUAUGACCUGCACACAUGGAUGUCGUGUUUCAUGGAAAUUAUGUAUAUUGAAGAGCUUAAAAAACAAAACAAGGCUCUAGCCUAGCACUGUGGUAGAUUUCUUUCAUUGGUUUUUGUGGAUUACAUGUCCCUAGAUUGUAUAUAGAAAUGAAACGUAACAGAUCAGUGGUAUUAAUGUUUUCUUUCUUGAUAAUAGCGAUGUUUCUUUAUAAGAUCCUUUUUAACUUAAAGGUCAGUGUUUCUCACCUGGCUCACAUCAAUCAAAGCCCACCCAAGGGUCAUUUUAAGAUUCCUGUACUUAUGCUCCUCCCCAACCAUGUUUGUGCACUGUCUCCAUGAAGAAUGUAUAUAAUAUGAUUGUGCCAUGUAUCCACAAAAGGUCCCAUUCCUACAUAUUAAAUGUUAAUACAUUUCUGUUAAUAAAUUUAAGUUAAAAAGACA
Messenger RNA from Lampris incognitus (smalleye Pacific opah), 15310 nucleotides. It is a transcript of the gene herc2, whose product is annotated as HECT and RLD domain containing E3 ubiquitin protein ligase 2. Gene Ontology annotation, biological process: protein ubiquitination. Bases 158 to 14644 code for a protein of 4828 amino acids. Lineage: Eukaryota; Metazoa; Chordata; Actinopteri; Lampriformes; Lampridae. Gene Ontology annotation, molecular function: ubiquitin protein ligase activity; zinc ion binding. The record is from RefSeq and is a predicted model, not a curated record. Gene Ontology annotation, cellular component: membrane; cytoplasm. The transcript is spliced from 91 exons.